GAUCCGCCACAUUAUUUUUGUUUCUAUUGUGACCACGUGAUCAGAUGAAUAAAUCUUUGGUCUCUCUGGACUAGACCUUCCCCUUAUCUGACAUCCGGUACUAGAUGAUAAUAUACCCAGGUAAAUGCGCAGUCCGACUGGUACAUGAUUACAGCGAAUUGACACAAGACGUAUAGUUUGAACUGAUACAAUGGCAUCAAAAUCCAGUGAUCCAGGUUUGGUUUCCACACCAGAGGAGAUACGUGAACGAUUGAGCAAGUACGAUAUUCGUUGUCGUGAUGUUAAAUUCCCUAAACCGGAGGGAUUUGUUUCGGCAAGUGUCCUCAUACCACUUUUUAUCAAAGAUGGACAGAUUCGUAUACUUCUCACUUUGAGAUCAAAACAUUUACGGUCACAUGCGGGUUUGGUUGCAUUUCCUGGAGGUCACGAGGACGAAACUGACCAAUCAGUGGUAGAGACCGCUUUACGAGAAGCUGAAGAAGAAAUUGGUCUUCCUGCAAAAGAUGUGGAUGUUUUAACAGUACUUCCGCCAUCUUUCGUGCGACCAAACAAAUUAGUGACUUUAGUAGUAGGCAUGAUUCCUGGCAAUUUUGUGCCAACGUUGAACGAAGCAGAAGUGGCGAAAGUGUUUAGUUUGCCAUUACAGAGAUUUCUGAGAGACGAUGUUGUGAAAAAAGAAUUUCUGCUUAACGAUAUGAAAUACUGGUUGUUCUAUUUUUAUGACACAAUUGAUGGUGAAAAAAUCGAGACAUGGGGCUUCACAGCAUAUUAUAGUAUCCUUAUAGGUCUAGCUCUCAACACUUCCAACCUAACAAUAGAAGCAAAGGAAGGAGUAUUCUUAGACAAAGACUCUGCCUUUGAAAAUAGAAGACAGUAUGAAGAAGUUUUGAGAUGGAAGAAAGCGUUUAGUAAAAUGUGAAAGUUAUAUUAACUAGCCUAAGGCAUAGGUUCUGACUAAAAGUACUAGUUGUCUGGUACUGUUGUUAUCAACUUCUUCACUUUUUUGCACUUCUCCAGAGCCAUCAGGGUGAUUUUAAUCAAACAUGGCACAACGUAUCCUUCGGUAAAGGGGACUCAUUUUUAUUUAAAUGAAGGGCCAUGUCCCCUUACAAAGGGAGGUAAUUGGGAAACAUGAUUGAGUACUUGAAAUCGAUUCUUGUUGCAUUGAAAAGUGUUUAAAAUAUCAGAACACUAGGAUUUGAUGAUAUUUUGAAAAAUAAUUCUUGAAUUGAAUUCUUAAAAGAUAUAUUGGUACAUUUGGAUAAAUAAUGAUAGUAUAUUUAACUCCAAAUUCAUUACAAGUACACGUAAUUUAUAAAUUCUAUUCUUUCUUAUGAAAGGUGAAGAUAACAAACAGUGAUCAAUCUCAUAACUCCUAUAAGCAAUACAAAAUAAAGAGUUGGACAAACACGGACCCCCUGGAUAUACCAGAGGAGGAAUCAGUUGCGUAGGAGGAGUAAGCAUCCCCUGUCGACCGGUCACACCAGCCAUGAGCCCUUUAUCUUGAUGAGGGAAGCGGAUUUAUCCGUAGUCAAAAUCAGUGUGCCAAGAACGGCCUAACACUGAAACAAGUCAGUUGGCAAUCUACAUAUGUAGAUCGUCAUAACGACCAUAGAAUUUUCGAAAUGUUUACUUCAAUCGAGACUGUUGAAACCCCUGCAAUAUCAAAUGAAACCAUCUACUUCAUAUCUGAAUUGCAGUUUCAAGUUUUAAAUACACGUAUAUUUCUUGGAUAGUUUAGCUGUCAUAUUCAAUGAAUAUUUUUCAAAUAUUUAUGAUUUUUAAACAGCCUGCAAUUCAACCCUUUAGGAGAAGAUUGUAGUUCAUUAUGCAUACCAUGAUUCCUUGAACUUAUUUAAAAGGGUAAGUGUUAUCUAAACAACAUACAUACUAAUUAAGGUAUAGCUGUAUACUCAAAAAUGACUUAUUUCGAAGAAACAUCAUAGAUUCUCCUUUUUGUUCUUGUGGUUUAGUAGAGGAUAGCUACCAUUACUUUUUUUUCGUGUAAAUCAUAUAGCCAUGCGAGAAACACUCUUUUUAAUGAACUACUACAAAUUGAGCAAAUUCAUAGUAUAGAUACUCACUGCUUGUUAUGGGGAAACGACGCACUCUCUGAUGAUUCGAAUAGAUGUUUUACUCUCCACAAAAGUACAGUAGAGAUUCUUUAAGGUUUUGAUAAUUUUCAAAAUAUACAUGUAGUUGAAUUUUAAAAUGUUUGUAUGACAGUGUUCUAUUUUAUAAAUGCAUUGUAUUUCUAUAUUGGAGAGGAUCACUAAAUUGCAAGAAUUUGUAUCCAAUCCAUUUGUAUGUAUUAUACAAUAAAACAUGUUCAAAUUAAAUACAUUUUAACACAGAAACAAUAAUUUUACUGAAUUUUCAUGCCAUGCACAUUUCAAUCCACAUUCAUUAAGGGAUCCCGUGAGGAUCCGGGUUAGAAUAGGUCCUCAGUACUCAUUACUUGUCGUAUGAGGUGACUAAAUGGGGUGGUCCUUCGGAUGAGACCGCAAAAACCGAGGCCCCAUGUCAGAGCAGGUGUGGCUCGAUAAAGAUCCCUCCCAGCUUUAAAGCCGUAAGCGCCGAGCAUAAGGCCUAAAUUUUGCAGCCCUUCACCGGCAAUAGUGACGUCUCAAUAUGAGUGAAAGAUUCUCGAGAGGAACAUUAAACAAUAUACAACCAACCAUUAAAAAAUUUGUGAAGAAUUUCACACCAUGGAUUCUUACAAUAUUUAGUGUAUACAAAAACGUUGCAAACAAUUUAAAACUUUUGCGAAUUAAGUAAUCUAUACACUAAUUAUCAAUGGAUACCUGCCAUGUUCCACAUAAAUAAAGAACUUUGAUCUUUUUAAGUUUAAUAUAUACGUUACAAUUGUAAAACCUGACAGAUGGUACAGACAUCACAUAUGUGGAAUGUGUUUCUGUUAUUCAUUAUGGAGACUGGGAUCUCAGUACUACUCACGUGAACUUCCUGCUCCUUCUCAUCACUACUGUUCACUGAUUUAUUUUUUCUCUUCCCUUUCCAUGGUAUUCAUUUAACAAGUCCACGUAGUUUCAUGUGUAAAUAGUCCACAAGUUAUUAAAAAUUCUGGAAAACAUU
This is a messenger RNA of Ostrea edulis (European flat oyster), 3093 nucleotides long. RefSeq lists its product as uncharacterized. NCBI's taxonomy places the organism in Eukaryota, Metazoa, Mollusca, Bivalvia, Ostreida, Ostreidae. The coding region runs from base 191 to 919 and encodes 242 amino acids. Gene Ontology annotation, molecular function: manganese ion binding; magnesium ion binding; coenzyme A diphosphatase activity. Gene Ontology annotation, biological process: coenzyme A catabolic process; nucleoside diphosphate metabolic process. The record is from RefSeq and is a predicted model, not a curated record. The transcript is spliced from 3 exons.